CACCGUCUCUCAACGGCCGUUUCCAACACUAUCUUGCCGCCAAAACAUUGGAACAGGUUGAGCAGAUUUUCGUAAAUUCUUUAUUGCUUUUUAUACGUGCCGAAUUGCCCCGUAACGUGAUGCAUUCCAAAUCGAACAUUUGACCUUCAAACUAAGGAUGGAUGCGGCCGGUUUUCAGAGUCGAAUCGACUCCUACACAAAGUGCAAGGACCACAAAACGGUGCUGAAUGAGUUCCUGAACGAGGUCAAAGGACUGAGCGACGAGCAGCGCAGACUAAUUCUGCCCAAACUCGACUUUUCCGAAAUGUUCAGAACGCUAGUGAAAUGGAACAACCCAAUCUACGCAGAACCAUUCUAUGAGUUGGUCAGCCUUGUCUUUGAAAACUGCGAGGCUGGCCGAAUUGUCAGCGAAAACGAGGAGUUGCUGCUGCAGUUCCUCACUCACGUCACGCCGAAAUUCCAAGUGCUCCUCUUCAGCUUGUUGUGUCGAGCCAUCUCUGAAGGAAACGUCGCCUGCUUCUCCCAAGUGCCAAACCUGAUGUACGAACUGGUGAGGAGCAUCAGUGCGGAAGACGCAGACUCCGAUUCUCCAGUGAUAAAUCUGCUGGAGAAGAUCAUCUUGAUGCCUCAAGGGGCGGAAAUUGUGUUCAAAUCAGACAUAGGAAACUCGCUAGCAGAAAUUAUGUGCGAAAUUCCGGAAAUCCGGUUUCAAAUAUUAGAGCUUGCAUCAAGCGCUGCUAGCGGAAGCAAAGAAGGCCUGGAAAUGGUGAAAAACUGCCAAAUUUUGGAAGAGCUUGAGACUGGCUUGCAGGGGGCGAUGGCUCACGUGGACCAAGUGGGAUUCGCCACCACUGUUGACUGCUACACAAAAAUUGGCUCCGCCGAGUGGGGCUAUGAAGAGCUGCUCGCGUCUGGAAUUUUGUCCAAACUCGAAGCCAGGGUGGUGGAAUACGGACCUGGAACCAUGGAGGACAAAGUCAUGCCCUCCAUCUACAUGUUCUUUGGGGCCAUUUUCAAGCACUUUCCAGAACGGGCGUUGAAAGACUGUCCAAAGGUGGUGCCUACUGUCAUGAACCUGAUCAAAAUCUCCAUUGACAGAGCGUAUGUCACGAGGACUGAAAUAGAAAUGAUUGGAAUGGUGGCAGCCAAGCCAGCUGGGAAGCGGUAUUUGGCCACGUUGAUGCCUACCAGUGAUUCGGUUUUAGACCAUCUUAAGAAAUUUGUCCAGUCUGGUUCAGCGAGCGACAAAGUUUGUUCUCUAGAGACUACCAUGGACCUGAUUGUUUUAAAGGAGGAAGACCAAACAGACGAAAUGCUGAGGUUGACCAAGAGCUGGUUCGAAUCCAUCUGGAUCUCGGUUGAAAAGCUGUUCCAAUUUUGCAAGGAGCCUUUUCCCGGUGUCAACAGAACCAGCAUUCCGGUCUUUGUGUCGGAAACAGUGCAAUGCAGAAUUACUGGUCUCAAGCUGCUUUUAACCUUGACCAAACUGGCGUGGGGCCGGAACGAAGUUUGCUUGCUGCCUUCUCUUCUCAGCUGGCUGGUGGAGCAGGAAUCGUGCAAUGAUGUGCAUUUCUUUGUCAACGGUGUGGCCGACGCGCAAGUGAUGCAACUUAAAUCGGACGUAGCUCGUGUGAUCCUCGCAGACAAGAGCAUUCCGCAAAACGUGAGACGGACUCUGACAAUUAAUCCUAAAGUGCAAAAUGAUGCUAAGAAAAUGCGCUGUUCAAGUGGCGAAAUCUAAGAUUUGUGAAUAAAUAGCAUGAUGAAUGUGUAGAAA
Messenger RNA from Cloeon dipterum, 1777 nucleotides. RefSeq names its product 26S proteasome non-ATPase regulatory subunit 5-like. The transcript has 10 exons. The record is from RefSeq and is a predicted model, not a curated record. Gene Ontology annotation, cellular component: cytosol. Lineage: Eukaryota; Metazoa; Arthropoda; Insecta; Ephemeroptera; Baetidae. Bases 158 to 1741 code for a protein of 527 amino acids. Gene Ontology annotation, biological process: proteasome assembly.